Vittaforma corneae ATCC 50505 is the source of this 423-nucleotide messenger RNA. RefSeq lists its product as uncharacterized. The coding region runs from base 1 to 423 and encodes 140 amino acids. NCBI's taxonomy places the organism in Eukaryota, Fungi, Microsporidia, Nosematidae. The transcript has a single exon. The record is from RefSeq and is a predicted model, not a curated record.
AUGGAAAAGUAUAAAACCACGCAUAGUUUUUUACCAUCUUCAUUGAAAGGUUAUAAGAUUCUUAAAAAAACACACAAUGAUAUAGAAAGUGUACUGUUUUUAGUAUUGGAAGUAGAUCCAAACAAAGAAAAGCAAAAUUCAAUUAUGGAAGUGGAUGUAGCCAUAGAGGAGUCGGAGGUGCAAAAAGUGCAAAAGAUGUAUUAUCUUCUUGUCUCUAAUGAGCAUGGCAGACUAUUUGCAUUAAAAGUGGUGCCUUUUGAUAAUAAGCCAGAGGGGUCAAAGUAUAAAUGGAUUAUCGAAAACUUUAACUUGGUUUCUUUGGAAAAGAUCCCGAAUAAGUGGACUUCAGGAAUAGCCAAUGUUGAAAUCGGCGAGGUUAGCGUUCCCAUGAAUUUUGAAGAAAUGUAUAGAUCGAGAAGGUAA